AUGACCAUCAUCUCAUUGGUGGCGAUUCCUGUCCUGGUUCUCUUUUUUGCAGCUACCUAUGGGAAAAACAUAUUCAAUUGUAUUUCAAAAACAUUGAAUCAUUAUGGUCUUUGGCGAAAGGAAAAUGCCAACAGCCCGUCCGACGUCAAACGCCUGGCACCGUAUCCAGCGCAGCCGAUCAGAGGUCGGGAACGAUAUCGGGUCAUGAUGGACAUCCGCAAGCUGGAUGUCCAAAAUUGGCUCACUCUGGAUAGAAACUAUAUGGAGGAGCACCGAGUACGCGAUCAACUCCUGCGUGAAAAGCGAGAAAAGGUGAUUCGCUGCCUGCCAGAGUCGGGAGAAGCGUGUCGAGAGGCUCUGGAAGAAGUGUCUGGAUUUCUCUGUGGAAGAUUUCCGAACAUGUUUCAAAAGCUCGAACGUGAAGGCCAAGAAAUAAUUCACAAUUGCAUGACUGGAGAAGAGUUCGUCCUGGGCGGCUCCGACCCUCUUAAGGCAAAUAUCGAUGCACUUGAGGCGGCAGUUCGCCUAACCAUGGAGGAUCUUAGUGUUUUGAUGAUCAAUGAGGACGAGGAAUAUUACCUGGCCGCCAGUGCAAGUCUCUUCCCAACGGGGUGGACAGUUGAGGAACGAAUUGGAUGGACGAUCUCGCAGCUCCAUGGACCUGUUCCUUUAUGGCAUCAGCAAGUUGCCAAUUCUGUGAGCAAGUUUCUCGCCCGCCUGACCCCUAACUCGCCAAUGGAGCGAUCAAACUACUUUAUUGAGGUCAAGCGACCAGACGAAGAUCUAUUCGAAAUUUUAUAUCGGCCAAAGGGGCUCUGUGAAAAAGAAAUCAUUGACCCAUCCCCUGAAGAAAUCAUCAUUCGACGCGAGAGACAAACAUUUCGUCGGAUGCCUCGAACGGGCACCAUUCUGUUUGGCGUGAAAACCUAUCUCACUACCCUUGACCAACUUCCAAUGCAGGAGCUGGAGAACCUUGCCAAGGAAAUGAAAAGUUGGCCUGACUAUGUUGGGGACUAUAAAGGUAAAGGUGUUUGGGGUGCAAAAGUGCUGGAAUUCUACAAGAGUCGUUGUGAGACAUCUGCAAUCGAGGAUCAUUGCAAGAUGGAAGUUUGA
Messenger RNA from Penicillium macrosclerotiorum, 1113 nucleotides. RefSeq names its product heme-dependent oxidative N-demethylase family protein. The transcript is spliced from 3 exons. Lineage: Eukaryota; Fungi; Ascomycota; Eurotiomycetes; Eurotiales; Aspergillaceae. The coding region runs from base 1 to 1113 and encodes 370 amino acids. The record is from RefSeq and is a predicted model, not a curated record.